Molecule: messenger RNA, 1135 nt
Organism: Anastrepha ludens (Mexican fruit fly)
Lineage: Eukaryota; Metazoa; Arthropoda; Insecta; Diptera; Tephritidae
Product: calcyphosin-like protein
Exons: 6
Coding region: 228-887 (219 amino acids)
Molecular function (GO): calcium ion binding
Source: RefSeq, a predicted model, not a curated record
CGCUUGCAACUUUAGUUUGUCUCUUGUAGCCGGCAGAGUAACAAGUUUUGCUUUCUGCUAUCUGCAUAAAGACUUGUAAAAAAUCAAACUGCUGGUUAUUUGGCUUUGGCAUUUAACAGCUGUGGUCUGAAUAAGUACGACUUUGUGUGAAAUUUUGUUUGGCUGUCAGUGUAGAGAAUUGAAUAUAAUUUAAUAUUCUAAUAAAUCGAUAAAUUCGUGGCACUAAAAUGUCAGAAGAAGCAGAUUUGUGCAAUGAAGACCUUUACUCGUUGGAAGCCAAUUUGGUAAACAAGUCGAUGCGAGAAUUGGCAAAUGGCGAAGAGAAAGAUCCAAUUACCAAAUUACGUUUGCUAUGUCUGAGUCGUGGUGCAACUGGUAUACUCGGUUUGGGCAGAACGUUUCGCAAUAUGGACGACGAUGGUAGCAAAGCAUUGAAUGAGGAGGAGUUCACUAAUGGCUUACGUGAGACGGGUUUAGAUGUGACCGAUGAGGAAAUUAAGGAGAUGUUCAAGAGUUUCGAUGAAGAUGGCAGCGGUUCCAUUAAUAUGACUGAGUUUUUGCUGAAAUUGCGGCCACCAAUGCCACAAUGUCGUCUAGACAUCAUCGAUCAAGCAUUCGCUAAGAUGGACCAAACCGGUGAUGGAGUUAUAACUGUGGAUGACUUGAAGAAUGUCUACUCGGUGAAGGAACAUCCGAAAUUUAAAAGUGGCGAAUUGAGUGAAGAUGAAAUAUUGACGGAAUUUUUGAAUAAUUUUGAAGGUGGGCGCGGAAAUUUGGAUGGCAAGAUUACCAAAGAGGAGUUUGAGAACUACUACGCCACCAUCAGCGCAUCCAUCGACAAUGACAUGUUUUUUGAUCUGAUAAUGCGACGCGCUUAUGCUUUGUAAAAUGCCUAUCAGUUGAACUUUGUCCUUCAUGGAAGCCUCGCUGCUUCGGUAUUUUAAUAUUUCUAUUAGUUUAUGUUAUUUAAAAUUCCUGUGUGUUUUAUGUGUUGAAAAUGUUGAAGUACUCGAAUAUGUCUGCGUACAUAAAAUUUAUGUUUAUCUAAUAAAAGAAAAAAUCUAUACGUAACUGUAAUGUAUUAUAUGGAAUACAUAAAUAUAUCAUCAUCACAGUUGGCAAGCAAAAAUUAAAA